Diplodia corticola is the source of this 5358-nucleotide messenger RNA. RefSeq names its product glutaminyl cyclase. Gene Ontology annotation, molecular function: zinc ion binding; glutaminyl-peptide cyclotransferase activity. The record is from RefSeq and is a predicted model, not a curated record. The transcript has 5 exons. The coding region runs from base 1 to 5358 and encodes 1785 amino acids. Lineage: Eukaryota; Fungi; Ascomycota; Dothideomycetes; Botryosphaeriales; Botryosphaeriaceae.
AUGAAGCUCGUCUCCCGCGCCCUCCUGCUGCUGGCCGCCGGCCUCGCGCCGCAGCUCUCGCACGCCUACAGCGCCCUCUCUGACGACACGCUCGCGGCGCUCCCCGCCGCGCCGCAAGACUUCGACAUCCACAACGGCGCGCUGCUCGCGCCCAUCCUGAUCCCGCGCGUGCCGGGCACGCCCGGCAACGCGAAGGUGCGGCAGCACUUUGUCGACUUCUUCGCGCAGACGCUGCCCGGCUGGCGGCUCGAGCUGCACAACUCGACGUCGACGACGCCGACGAGCAACGGCGAGGAGAUAACCUUUGUCAAUGUCAUCGCGACGAGGGAUCCGCCCUGGGCCCGGCCGGGCGAUGUCGGCAGGCUGGCGCUUGUGGCGCACUAUGACAGCAAGUUGACGCCGCACGGGUUUAUCGGGGCGACGGACAGUGCGGCGCCGUGCGCCAUGUUGAUGCAUGCGGCCAGGAGCAUCGAUGAGGCGUUGACGAAGAAGUGGGACAAGAUGGAGGCCGAGGGCGUGGGCGAGGGCGGGCUCGAGGAGGAGAGGGGCGUGCAGAUUAUCCUGCUGGAUGGGGAGGAGGCGUUUUUGAGCUGGACGGAUACGGAUUCGCUGUACGGCGCGAGAGCAUUGGCCGAAACUUGGGAGGCCACCUAUCAUCCCGGCGUGUCUACUUUCCAGACGGCCAUUUCUUCGAUUCAACUGUUCGUGCUGCUCGACCUGUUGGGUGCGAAAAAGCCCAGGAUACCGUCGUACUUUCAAACGACCCAUUGGGCAUAUCAGGCCAUGGCUAAGCUUGAGAAGCGUUUGCGUGGUUUGGGCGAGUUCAAGUCUUCGCCGAAUCACCCCUCGAAGAGAACUGGAGCCAAGAAGGUCGAUGAGCCCACAUUCUUCCCUGAUGCUGAUAAAGAUGUUAGCGCGUCUAUGGGCGGCAUGGUGUCCGACGACCACCUUCCGUUCAUGCUGAGAGGAGUAGAGAUUCUACACAUGAUACCCACGCCAUUCCCACGGGUUUGGCACGAGAUGGAUGACGAUGGAGAGCACCUGGACCUCGAUACGGUGUAUGACUGGGCCAAGCUGGUGACGGCAUUUGCUUGCGAGUGGAUGGAGCUGGAAGGAUUCUUGGACACCGCCCCUGCCUCUAACAUAGGAGUGCACACGGACGAAGAGCAAAACGGUGCGAAGCGGAAGAGAGCAGUGGAAAAAGACGAACUCCAAUCUGAGUAUCACCACGUUGCUUCAUCGCCACCGCUAUGGGGAAUCGCCGGGCAGUCGCCUAGGGCACGUCGCGCUUCUAUGUUUGAUAGCCCAACAGACAGCAAACCUUACCUCAGAACACGCUGCCUGGAGCUCUUCGAACGUCACCCUUCCGUCCCUGAUCGUGAGCGAUUUGCAACCGUCGACUUUCCGAUCGAGUGGGAUGCCGAACGAGUAUUUAUCCUCUACCCGGACGGCAAGGGGGGUCCGGUAAAGCUUCCACUCACUCCCAAUGUCAAGCGUCCGUCUUCUGAGAUGGUAGCGAAAAUUGAGAAAGGCGAAGCUCCAGGGUUUUUCGCUGGUUGCAGAGUAAUACCAACAGUUGAUAUCAGCCAUGAAUGGGGCAUCGAGGGCGGGAUCACACUGUAUGAUCCACAGGAUCCACCAGAUGCCGGCAUUGAGUAUGUCUAUCGGACAGAUCACCUUCGCGAGGAAUCUGAGACCCGGCGCGAAGUCUUGGCCGAGCCAAAGAGCAAUCUGUUCUUCAUCGCGCUUCGAGGAGACCAUCUCCCCACAUAUCAUUUCUGGCAGGAUGUUGAAAAGGACGGUGACCCAAGGACAGCUGGGGAGGUUGACUUCGCUAGCUACAUGGACGAAUGCGCUUCGAGGCGGGCAAGUCAGCAGCUGGAGGCCGGCAAGAUUCGCAUUGCGGGUGAACUUCAUCGGGCACACGAUCACGUCGAUGACGAAGAUGAGGAGUAUGGAUCGCUGGACAGCGAUUCCGGUUAUCUCUAUGAUUCUUCUGCUGAAUCGAACGAACACUCUUCAGACGAGGACUAUGUCCCUGACGACGACUUGGCCGAAGACAACCAUCCUGAAGACGACGUCAUUGACGACGAUUUCCUCGAGGACGACUUCCUCGAAGGCGAUAUUCCCAAGUUCGGUGUUCCCGAGGCCGAUAUUCCCGAGGCCAAUAUUCCCGAGGACGACGACUUCCCCCAGGACUACGUGCCAUGGCGGCGGCUGGGCCCGGCCAGCACAUACUACAAGUGCCCGCCCCACCUCACGGAAUACCCCGACGCAGCCGUGGCCCGCCUGAUCGACGACUUCGAAGACAACCUCCGCGUCAACGGGCUCGAGGCGACGCUCAAAGACCUGGGGUACUGGCACAAGAGCGAGGAUGAAAACACCGAGCGCCAUUUCGGCGGCGGCGCCGCCCCCACCGCGCCCCCCAAGCGCGAAUGGCCGCAGAACAGGGCCGUCAAGACGGUCGCUUACCACCUGGCCCUCGCCGCGUCCGACGGCGGUCUGCCGCUCCAGCCGCUCGCCGGAAACGAGCCGUGGACGCGCGACGACGGUGUUGGUUUCUGGAACGAGGGCAGCGGCUACGAGCGGCCGCUGGGCGGUAGCGGCGGCGGCGGCGGCGGUGGCAGGCGGAGGCUUAGUGCCUUGAGUGACCUCAGCACCGAGUCUAGCAGCCUGUUCAUCCCCUCCCGGUACAAAGCUGCCGCCUCGAGCGGCCCGUUGCGAGAGAGUGCGGGCUAUGGCUACGGCGUUGUGAAGCAGCGUGGAAGCGUCGCGCAGCAGGCCACCGGGCCUAUGAACGAGAAUCUAUCAUCCUUCCACGAUGCCGACGGCGACUACACGAUGGUCGACCCGCCGCCGCCGGCGGGGAGUCGCCGCGGCAGUACGCAGAGGCGCGGCUUUGCCGAACCGCUGCAUCGCCGCUGCGGGGGCCAGUCGAAGGUCAGAUUCGAGCUUCCGGACUGUCCGGCUUGCAGCGGCGCCGGUCCCGAUGCGGUGAUGAUUCCUGCCGGGGACGGACUGGCCGACGGCUUCCCGUACCUCGAGAUCAAGCUGUACGACGGCCGGCUCGAUCCCGACGGCACCGUCACGCUGCCCGACGCGUCGCGCCCGUUCCGCGUGUGGAGAUGGUCUGGCAGGGCGUGGGGCGGUGCUGAGCGCGCCCGUGCGCAGCAUAGGGAUUUCUGGCGCAUCGCGGACGAGCUGGUGGGGGAUCAGCUGGAGGGGCCGGAGGACGAAAUCGAGCUGAGGGUGUGUGCCGGUGCCGAGGGGCCGGACGACGACUGCAUUUGGGUCGAUCGGAACGUCAGGCCUCAGGAUUUCGACGACAUCAUGGACGAGUGGUUGGAGGGAGUUGAGGGCCAUGACGUGUAUUUGAUUCCGGUGCCGAAAACAGCUGGCAGCACGACGGACGGAAGCGGCAUCCUCCACCGCGCUCGCAACGGCAUCCCCAGCAGCCUCACCGAAACCUUGUCCGGAUGGUUCCAAGGCCGCCCCCAAGCACCGGUGUCGUCGUCGGUCUUGUCGACAACAGAUAACGAGGGCGACGACGACCCGCCAUUCGACCCCACCGACUGCGUCGACUGCGGCAUCUACAUCACCAGCCCGGCCGAGUACGCCGCGCACUACGUGAAGCACUUCAGAGGUCGCGCGCCACAGGACGCGCUGCUGCAUCCCGGGGUGCAGCGGGCGUUACGGCAAAUGGACUUUCAGCAUAACUGUCCGACGUGUGGGCUGGAUUUGGCGGAGCUUUCGCAAGAAGCGUUUGAGGCGCACAUAGAGGCGCACGGUGGUGAUGGUUGGUUGCAGCGGGCGCGAGGCAGAGGAACGCUCUUCGACGGCGAUGGUUCUCCCCCUGGCGGUUCUGCAGACGAGGAAGGCAACGAGGCGGCCGGAAUCGGAGGCAAGGUCUGGAAAGCGCUGUCAGACGCAUACAACACGGGCGUGGGGCGAGCCGUAUCGAGGCCGACGACCGCGAGCGCGGUGCCGCCGCCGCUCCCUCACACCGGUCGUCCUUCUCCUCUUCCCACGCAUGGCCGCCGCCGCAGCAACAAGAAGCUCUUCCCAGACUCGACGCGGUCGAGCGACGGCACCAACAGCUUCGACGAGAGCUACACAAGGCAACAUCACCCUCAUCGUCGUCAUCGUCGGCACCACCCCUCACACCACCCGAGCUCCCUUCAACACCCGCCGCCACUGACGCCUCGUGCCCGCCGUCCGCGCAGCCACUCGACCGCAACAUUCCCCACUUCCAAGCCGUCACCGCCGUCACCGCUGUCACAGCCGCCGCCCUCAUCCCCCUCCCAACAUGAUCCGAUUCCCAACGCCGACGACGCCCACGCCCGCCUCGAUACCACCACCGCCGCCACCCCUCUGCAUCGCCAGUCCACCGAUUCCGAUGCGGCACGCUCGUCGCCGCUUCCUGGUGGUGGUCCGGUGGGGUCGAGAGGCGCGGGUGAGGAGGAGAGGAGGGAAGCGGAGGGCGGUGAGGAGGAGGGAAGGAGCGUGGGGCGGUUUUGGCGGUGGUGGGUGAAGGGGAUUUUGGGGGGUGAGGAGGAGGAGGGGAGGAGGAGGAAAGAAGGGAAAGAGGAGGAGGAGGGUGAGGGUGAGGUUGAGGAAAAGGAUGACGAGGAGGGGGAGAAGGAGGAUGAUGAUGAUGAUGAUGAAGAGGGAGAGAGGAUGCGGGAGUGGCAGUUGGGAGUGGCGGAGGCGCCGACGCCGACGCCGACGAAGCCGCUGCUGCUGCCGAGGGUGAGGAGGGGGAGUUAUCGGAGGGCGGCGGGGGAGGAGCAGAAGGCGGAGAAGGGAGGGUGGAAGAAGGAGGGGUCGGCUGGGAGGAGGGGGAGGUGGAGGGUGUCGUCGUUGGGGGGUUUGGCCUUCAAGCCUGGUGGUGUUGAUGUAAGCCAAGAUGAGGUCGAUAAAGAGCUUGAGAAGUGUGUCGUCAUGGCGAUUAGGAGCGCGAUGAAAAGGGAGAGUAAGCGGAAGAAUGCGGACGCGACGUACCGGCCUAACAAGAGGACGAGAUUCGAGGACGAGAUCGCUGAGGCGAUUGCUGAGGAGUAUGUGGCCCAGCCGGAGAAGGGGAAAACCAGCAAACAGAACGGUAAGGCCAAAGCAUCGGCCGGUAUCAAGAAGACGGUGGAGAUUACGAUCUCCUCAGAGGCUGCACCGGAGCCUGCAGUUGCGACGCCGAAACGCAACCAUGUGGCCGGUAAGCUCAAUGUUCCUACCGGUGAUAGGGCUGUCAGGACUGCGAGGGAGAAGCCAAGGACUGUUAGGAGUUGGACGCCGAGUCCGGAACCGCUUGGAGAUUUUUCGCUCACGAAAGGGUACGCGUUGAGGCCGAGGCGACGGGCCUAG